Messenger RNA from Bipolaris sorokiniana ND90Pr, 1965 nucleotides. RefSeq lists its product as uncharacterized. Gene Ontology annotation, molecular function: serine-type carboxypeptidase activity. The annotation marks the transcript as partial. Gene Ontology annotation, biological process: proteolysis. The record is from RefSeq and is a predicted model, not a curated record. NCBI's taxonomy places the organism in Eukaryota, Fungi, Ascomycota, Dothideomycetes, Pleosporales, Pleosporaceae. The transcript is spliced from 2 exons. Gene Ontology annotation, cellular component: fungal-type vacuole.
AUCUUAACACUUAUUGCUGUUGACUCUAGGCUCUCACUUGCCCAGCAGUAUCCACUUCCUAUAACCUAUGACACCAUUCUCAAAUCACCUGUGGACCCUAGCAUCACCAUCUCCUUCAAACAGCCUAGAUCCGACAUAUGCUCUACAACCGCUGAAACGCAGAAGCAGUACUCGGGUUAUGUCAAUCUUCCUCCGUUUACGCUUGCACCCUUUCAGCAAAACUAUUCAAUCAAUACCUUUUUCUGGUUUUUUGAGGCUCAAGACAGCCCAGAGACUGCACCAUUGACAAUAUGGCUGAACGGUGGACCUGGGCAAUCUAGCAUGGUUGGCCUCUUUACUGAAGUAGGGCCAUGCAAGGUUGUACAAGAGUCUAAUGGCGGCUAUACUACACAGCCCAGGCCCUGGGGUUGGGACCGCAGUUCCAACAUACUCUUCAUCGAUCAGCCCACUCAGACUGGCUUCUCCUAUGAUGAGCGGGUGAAUGCGUCUGUAGAUUUCAGCAACGAUGACCCUACCGGCUUGGAUGCCCGCAAGCAACCAUCGCCUCUUCCGACUGAUAUACCUGCCUGGCGCUUCAAAAAUGGGACGUUCGCUUCUGGUCUUACCACAAACACAGAAGACUUGACUGCCAUCGCCGCCAGAUCGACCUGGCACUUCCUACAAGGUUUUCUCUCCGCUUUCCCUCAAUACAUUCCAGGAGUGCAUCCUGAUAGUGAUGCUGUCGAGUUUGCUGCCAUCAAUUUAUUUGCCGAGAGUUAUGGGGGCAUGUAUGGCCCCAUCUUUGCAGAUUAUUUUGAAGCACAGAACAAAGAAAUAAAAGAUGGAAAAGUACCAAGCGAUGCAUUGGAGAUCCGUGUGGGUUCAGUAGGCAUUGUAGAUGGUGUCCUGGAUGUUAUUGCAACCACAACAUCGGGUCUGGAAUUCGCAUACAACAACACAUACGGUAUCGAAGGCAUCAACAUUACGACCUACCAGAAUGCAAUAGCCGUGGUCAACGGAGAGAUGGGCUGUAGGGAUCUGAUAACGCAAUGUCGUGUGCUCGCGGCGAAAAAUGACCCCAACAAUCUCGGUACUGAUGAGGACACUAACAAGCUUUGCGCAAGUGCUCUAUUAACCUGCCAAUUGGCUGUUUUGCCUGUCAUGGCUAUCGGUAGAAGUGUUUAUGACGUGCGAGUGGAGCCUCAGGUCGUGCCGGCUGCCUCCUACAUAGAAUAUCUGAAUGAUGCCAGAGUUCUACAGUCCAUCGGCGCUUCAGUCAACUUCACCUCACAUAGCAUGACUCUGGCCUCUUUGGCGCGUUUGCUCGCUCGUGGCAUAAAGGUAGCCUUGAUAUACGGUGACGCAGAUCUCCUAGGUAACUGGUACGGAGGCCAGAAUGGAUCCCUUGAGCUAGCUAGUCUUGUUCCAGGGUACGAUACCGCCUUCCCAGCCGCUGGCUAUGCCAAUAUCUUUGUCAAUCCAUCUUACAUUGGCGGAGCUGUGCGUCAAUAUGGCAACCUUUCAUUCUCUCGAAUUUACGAUGCUGGUCACCAGGUACCAUACUACCAACCAGAAACCGCAUUUGCUGUCUUCAGUCGGACUAUUCAAGGUCGCGACAUUAGCACGGGUCACGAGACUGACUUGUCUACGUUUGCAACCGAAGGACCCAACACUUCUGAUCAUAAGAAUACGGUGCCGCCUCAGCCAGAUUCAGCCUGCUGGAUCAGAGACGCUGUUUAUACUUGUACAGAAGAAGAACGGGCUGCUAUUCGCCAGGGCAAGGGUACAGUUAAGGAUGGCAUAUGGAUGCCUUCAGAAAGCAUUACAGCAUUUGAGAAAACGUCGGGAAGUUCGUCACUACAACCAAGUUUCCCAUUCCGCCUGUUUCGUCGCAGCACCCCUCCAGAAAAAGGGGGAAAGGGCAGGGGAAAUACCCAGAGGGUCCUAAUUGGGGGACUUUCUGCGGCGGUUGCAUUGCUGUUGUGA